ACAUUUACCAUAAGCCCCCGCCUAUCAUUGUCAAAGAAAAAGAUGGUGCUUGCUGAUUUGGGAAGGAAGAUAACAACAGCUCUGAGAUCUCUCAGCAAUGCCACUGUCAUCAAUGAAGAGGUCGUACAAGCUAUGCUGAAGGAGAUAUGCACGGCUCUUCUCGAGGCAGACGUUAACGUCAAGCUGGUGGGUCGACUGAGGCAGAAUGUUCGAGAUGCCAUUGAUUUUGAGGAAAUGGCCGCUGGACUUAAUAAGAGGAAAAUCAUCCAGUCAUCAGUUUUUAAUGAGCUCUGCCGAUUAAUCGAUCCUGGUGUUCCUGCUUGGACAGCUACAAAGGGAAAGCAGAAUGUUAUCAUGUUUGUCGGCUUGCAAGGCAGCGGAAAGACGACAACUUGUACAAAACUGGCCUACCACUAUCAGCACAAGGGAUGGAAGACUUGUUUGAUUUGUGCGGACACUUUCAGAGCCGGCGCAUUCGAUCAGCUAAAGCAAAACGCCACUAAAGCUCGCAUCCCCUUUUAUGGGAGCUACACUGAAAUGGAUCCAGUCGUAAUCGCAAUGGAAGGAGUCGAAAAAUUUAAAGCAGAUAAUUUUGAAAUCAUUAUAGUUGACACCAGUGGUCGUCAUAAACAAGAAGAAUCUCUCUUUGAAGAAAUGCUUCAGGUUUCUCAAGCCAUUAAUCCUGAUAAUAUAAUCUAUGUGAUGGAUGCUACUAUUGGUCAAGCAUGUGAAUCACAGGCUAGAGCUUUUAAAGCGAAAGUUGACGUCGCUUCUGUGAUAGUGACAAAGUUAGACGGUCAUGCUAAAGGAGGUGGAGCCUUAUCAGCUGUGGCCGCCACUGAGAGUCCAAUAACUUUUAUUGGCACUGGUGAACACAUUGAUGACUUGGAGCCUUUUAAGACCAAACCAUUUAUUAGUAAACUAUUAGGUAUGGGAGAUAUUCAGGGUCUAGUAGACAAAGUGAGUGAAUUAGGUUUAGAUGAAAAUGAGGAGCUAGUGAAGAAGCUUCAACAUGGUGAGUUUACUUUGAGAGACAUGUAUGAGCAGUUUCAGAAUAUUAUGAAAAUGGGACCGUUUAAUCAAAUCAUGGGAAUGAUCCCAGGAUUCCCGGCCGAUUUCAUGAGCAAAGGAAAUGAAAGAGAGUCCAUGGCUCGACUAAAGAAGCUAAUGACAAUCAUGGACAGCAUGAGCGAUGGUGAGUUAGACCAUCCGAAUGGAGCGAAACUAUUUCAACAGCAACCAGGCCGCUAUGAAAGGGUUGCUAGAGGAUCUGGGACGUCUGUGAAGGAUGUCAAAGACCUCAUGACUCAGUACAGCAAGUUCUCUCAAAUGGUGAAGAAGAUGGGAGGAAUAAAAGGACUCUUUAAAAGUGGAGAUAUUGGAAGGAACGUCAACCCAAACCAAAUGGCAAAAAUCAACCAGCAGAUGGCUAGAAUGAUCGACCCUAGGGUGUUGCAGCAAAUGGGUGGAAUGGGAGGAUUACAGCACAUGAUGAAGCAGUUUCAGCAAGGAGCAGGCCCCAUGCAAAUGCCAAAAGGAAAACGCUGAGCUGGUACUUGUUAAUUAUUUUUUGCUAAUUUAUGUAUAAAUACCACUUGUAUAACAAUCAUUUAUUCUACAUUGUA
Messenger RNA from Amphimedon queenslandica, 1625 nucleotides. RefSeq names its product signal recognition particle 54 kDa protein-like. Bases 43 to 1548 code for a protein of 501 amino acids. Lineage: Eukaryota; Metazoa; Porifera; Demospongiae; Haplosclerida; Niphatidae. Gene Ontology annotation, biological process: SRP-dependent cotranslational protein targeting to membrane, translocation; SRP-dependent cotranslational protein targeting to membrane. Gene Ontology annotation, molecular function: ATP hydrolysis activity; endoplasmic reticulum signal sequence receptor activity; 7S RNA binding. The record is from RefSeq and is a predicted model, not a curated record. Gene Ontology annotation, cellular component: signal recognition particle, endoplasmic reticulum targeting; cytosol. The transcript has 12 exons.